UGUAAUGUCAAAGUGCUGUCAAAAAUCAUACUUGCUGUUGUCAACAAAUCACAGAACAGUAAUAUCAACAAAUAAAUAAUCAACGAUAACAUUAAUUAAAUCUAUAAGGUAUUUUAAUAAGUACCUGAACCAGGAAAUGUCCAAAAUGAGUUUAAAAAAUAGAUCAACAAUUAAAUUAAGGAAGCUACACUUCAACAAAAUUUGCAGGUCUUGCCUAAGAGAAAGAGGACAUUUAAGAGAACUAUUCUCCACACGUUUACCAGUAAUGAUGGAAACUUGCGCAACAAUUAAGGUGUCCGAAGAUGAUGAACUUCCAAGUAAAAUUUGUAUCUCAUGUUUCCAUCAAAUAGCGAAAUUUUACACAUUCAAGAAGAAACUAGAAAGAAAUGACAAAUUCUUACGAAACUACCUGAAACAAAAAAAAUCAAAGGAUCCAUCCGAGUUUUCGGAUAUUUUACACAAAGCCGUGAACGAUGCCGAAAUUAUUGGAGCAAUUGAAAAGGUGGUCACAGAAGAAUUACUGAGUGAGACUUAUGAUUCUUCUUUGCGCGAGUCCGAAGAAAAAGAGAGGAACGAAACUGUACGAAGUUCUCGAUUGCUACGUAAAAGCAAGCUGAAAGCCAAUAAGAUUAUAAAUACGAUUAUAAAGGAUGAAGAAUGUUAUGAUGACACUGAUAGUAAUUCAUUCGAAAGUUUUCAUUUGGAUUCUGAAUUUGAUUUUAAAGUCCCAUCUGAGACUUUGAAGGAUGAUACGGAAGUGACAUUGAUUACUAAGUCCGAAGACAUUAACACAAUCUUUUUGGACGAUGGACCUCCUCCCUUAGUGCCCUUGGAGUUUACGAAGAAUGUCGAUAACAUGAUUACUACUGUAGUCAAAAGUUUACCAGAAAAUGCUCCACCUUUAGUUCCUAUUAAACCUCUGACAGCACUAAAUCCAGCUACCAUUGUCAAUGCGUUAACAAACGACAUCGAGGCACCCGUCAAACUAAAGCUUCAAUGUAAUAUUUGCAACGAAGAGUACUACUCGAUUUCGGCCCUUAAGAAUCACAGAUUGUAUGAAUGUCAAGGUUCGGGAAUGCAGUGUAAUAUCUGUAAAAAAGAGUUCAGUGAUCGCAAUCGCCUCAUAGGUCACUUAAAGGGUCACAUGGUGUCUAAAGACUACGGAUGUAAAAUUUGUGGGAAAAGGUAUCCUAAUCCCAGCACAUUUCGAGUUCAUAUGCGAACGCAUACGGGAGAAAGACCAUUUAAAUGCCAAAUUUGCAAUAAGGGGUUUGUCCGAUGGGCGGGAGUUGUCGGCCAUAUGAAAACUCAUAAUGCCAAUAAGCCGUAUAAAUGUGACACUUGCGGGAAAGGUUUUAAAAUAUCGUCAAAUUUAGAACGUCACAAAAUCCUACAUUCUGGCAUAUUGCCGUACUGCUGCAGUUACUGUGGUAAAACUUUCAGUCAGUCGGAUAAUCUCCAACUUCACGUUCGUACAUAUCACACAAAUGACAGGCCGUAUUUGUGUAACGAGUGCGGAAAACGAUUUGUGAGCUCGACCAGAUUAAAACGACAUAUGUGGGUCCAUACCGGUUAUAAGCCAUAUAGAUGUCGCUACUGUUCAAAGGCCUACUCGAAUUCUAAUGACAGAAAAAAUCACGAGAAGGCACAUACCGGUGGUAUCACAGAGGACGACAAACCACACGUUUGCAGUACUUGUGAUAUGAGAUUCUUGCAUGCGUGCCGGCUGGCUAAACAUAUGAAAACUCACGAACGACCGUUUCCGUGUAAUCAGUGCACGAAAACUUUUAGUUCAGAAGCGCUUUUAAGCAAACAUAAGAAUAACAAACAUGCCGAUGAACUAAUAGAUCAUUUGUCAGCACCCUUAAGUGUAGAAGAGGUGUAUAUAAACUACCAGUAAUUCAAUCCUAGGCGAAAUUUGUAAUAAAGGCAUAAUUUCUUAGUGAAGAAUCAUGUCAGAAGUAAUGUCUCUUGGACACCUCAACUGAAGCACACUAAUUCUUCAUUUCUCAUGCAGAAUGUGGUAUAUUUACAGAAGUAUUCGAGGGAUAUUACUUUUGAUCAUUACCGUAAUCACUGGAUCAUUUUAACAUUCAAGUGUGGUAUUUUUGAGUCGCUUUGCCAACAAUUGCUAGAAAUAAAGAAAUAAUUUUUCACGUUUUUUAAAUUUCAUUUAAACAGAACAUAUCUUUACUGCAGUUAAUUCAGAUGUAAUGUGUCAGCUUCAAAACUGAUCAAAUUAAUACUGUGAAAAAUGUUUAAUUAUGUUAAAUAUUACACAUGCAAUCAAAAGGUGCAAGGUGUAUUUAAACAACCAUCAGUGUUUAAGCGAUUUACAAGCAAAUUAUUUCAUGCUCGUAUACUUGUAGAGUUACCUGAACAGGCACUUCUAGUAGGCAUCACCUUAAAUGUUAAAAUGGUGUUCUGAGUUGACUGAUUUCUAAAUUCUGGCAAGUUUAUUGUAUAAUGGAUUGUGUGCAAAUGUAAUACCUAUAAUGACAUGUGCCAGUGGCAACUAAAUGAAGGGAAUAACUGAACAUGAACAAUGUACCUAUGCAAAACCAAUGUUGGUAGCUAUAAAUACUAGGAUACUAGUGCUACAAUAUUCAAAUUGGGCACAAAUCGUUUUGGAAACUGUUUUUUAUACAGAUCUAUAAUUUCCAUAUCUUCUAGACUAGUAUAUAAUUGCACUGAACUUGCAGUUUAUUUUUUAUUCCGUCUUUCAUGUGUAAAUUAGAAAUAUAAAGCUGUUAUCAGAAGCUAUUUAUACGCUAUAAAUUCAAAUAAACCACUUUUUACAGUC
Molecule: messenger RNA, 2803 nt
Organism: Photinus pyralis (common eastern firefly)
Lineage: Eukaryota; Metazoa; Arthropoda; Insecta; Coleoptera; Lampyridae
Product: zinc finger protein 569-like
Exons: 2
Coding region: 137-1900 (587 amino acids)
Biological process (GO): regulation of transcription by RNA polymerase II
Cellular component (GO): nucleus
Molecular function (GO): RNA polymerase II cis-regulatory region sequence-specific DNA binding; DNA-binding transcription factor activity; zinc ion binding
Source: RefSeq, a predicted model, not a curated record